Molecule: messenger RNA, 1035 nt
Organism: Talaromyces proteolyticus
Lineage: Eukaryota; Fungi; Ascomycota; Eurotiomycetes; Eurotiales; Trichocomaceae
Exons: 3
Coding region: 1-1035 (344 amino acids)
Source: RefSeq, a predicted model, not a curated record
AUGUCAGAUACUGAUGACGAAACAGAUGAUAGGAAGGAUGAAAUUUCCUCUGAAGCAGUUGCCCAUGUUCGAUAUCUAUACGAUUCCGGUUUCCCUUUUUUCACCAAGGACCGCAUUCGAGGAGUCUACGAGGAGCUUCAGAGAAACGGCCAGCCUGGGAACAAGGUUCGUAUUGAAGGACUAGAUGGGAAGUUCGACCAGUUUAAGAUAAGAAACGGCAUGUAUUGCGAUGAGGAAGAGGGUUUAGAGUACAUAUUCGAGAAGCCGAUUAUUCACUAUGAUUCUAUCCAGGGUCUGUUGGAUCCUGAUAUGGUUGGAUACUGGUCACCUUAUACGAAUAUUCGGAUUUACCAUCAGCUUUUGACCCGAGACAAGUUAACUAAACGAAUAACUAAUCCUGUCUAUGUUACAAGCCUAGAAGAGGUGAGGGUAAGCUUGGGAACUACCCUACAGAUGUGGAAGGCUAGUGAGUCUUGGAAGCAGCUGAAAUACAAGUUCGGGUGCCUCCAAAACCUGAAUAUCAACAAGAUGGUCGCGUUUGCCCUUGGACCUAUUCAGGCAUUCGCCGAGGAGAAACAUAGCAAUCGGUCAUCCUUCCAGCACGCACUUAUCAUAUCACUACAUGAACUACUCCGAGAUGUGUCGAACGGGAGCGAUAUAAAAUGCUAUGCUCAGGAUCCAGCAUAUACCAAGCAUGAUACGGCUAUUCUGGAGACGUUUGGGGUCACGGUUUUGCCCGACCCGGAAGGCUUCUUGGAGGUGGAUGAUUCAACCAUUGUGGUUUCUAUCAGCCCAAAUGUCGCUGUUAAGCAAGUCGUGUCUGACAUCGCUCGACCGGCAAUUAUCAUCUGGAACAGGAUAGAGGAGAUAGACCAACGAUGCACUGACCCAGACUCGCCGCGUCUGAGGACCUGGAUCCUUGCACACUAUGAUUCCUUUGAUUUUCCAGGCGACUGGGAUUACUUUGGAGAUCUUGUUGUGUAUAUUCAACGUCCGAAUUCCACGGAGGGCGACCGUGUCAGUUCUCUAGCUUAA